Molecule: messenger RNA, 1023 nt
Organism: Lates calcarifer (barramundi perch)
Lineage: Eukaryota; Metazoa; Chordata; Actinopteri; Centropomidae
Gene: tmem167a
Product: transmembrane protein 167A
Exons: 4
Coding region: 146-364 (72 amino acids)
Biological process (GO): intracellular transport; protein secretion
Source: RefSeq, a predicted model, not a curated record
GUUUCAACCUUCAACUCUUGUUUUCUCAGCCAAUAAGCAAACGAGGUUUUGCGGCGCAGUGCGUAGUUACGUUACGUAAACCCCUUAGGUUACGUUACGUAAGUUCCAGAGAGCAGGAAGUGUGAUGUGGCUUUGACUCCCAAAAAUGUCGGCCAUUUUCAACUUUCAGUCACUGCUUACAGUGAUUCUCCUCCUGAUCUGUACCUGUGCCUACAUCAGAGCACUGGCUCCCAGCCUGCUAGACAAGAACAAGACCGGGCUUCUAGGAAUUUUCUGGAAGUGUGCCAGAAUAGGUGAGCGGAAGAGUCCCUGGGUGGCUUGCUGCUGUGUCAUCAUGGCGUUUAGUAUACUGUUUCUACAGUAGCAGUCCAAAGAAAACCGCAAAUGGAAACAUUGGAGAAAUGAACAAACAAGAAGGCAUGGACAAUAAUGAUUCCAGAAGCACAACAGGACCUCCAGUGGCUGUCACUUAGAUAAUGUAAAAAUGGGGACCCGUCACCACUCACCGUAGCCACGGAGAGAGAAAAUGUGUCUGUGUGGGAGGAGGGGUGAGCUGAUAGCCCCAGAGUGUGUCUAGAUCCCUCCACAGACUUCCAGGUCUGUCCUUGUGUUUGCAUAUGUGGAACGUUUACUUCAGAUGUAUGCGGGUGGGUGAGGGCCAGUUCUUUGUAUUAUCUGCCAUUUAGUUUCAAGGAAAAUAUAAAUCAUAAUGUGCGAUCAAAUGAUACAUUGUUUGUCCAAACAUUUCAAACAGAUUUUUCCCCCCUUGAAUUUGUCACAAUUGCAUCAAUCUGUUUGAAAUUCUCCAAAAAAAUUCUCCACCAUCUUAAAUGUUCAUGACUGUUAAGCGAUUCACACAGAGACUUUGUUUGCUGUAUCUAAAAAUGGAUCAUACUUCACAGCAAACAAAAUGGUGUUAUAGCUCUUCAGAUGUCAAAUUGUCCCAUAUAUUUGUUGCAAAGAGCUGCUGAUGUUUUUAAAGUCAGUCAGUUUGUCGUAUUUAUUAAAGAACCUUUUUGGAAA